GAAGAGGAAGUCGACCCAUUGAAUCUUUGGAAAGUAGUAGUAACCCUUUCAACAUUUAAGGGGCUGGAUUUAGUGCCCAAACAAAUUAAACAAUGUCUCGUAAUUACGCACUCUUCAACUUCACGCAUUUACUUCUUGCUCCAAUGCCCAUUCUUCUCACACAACGCACUUAAGCACUCUGUUGCAGAGAGGGAAAGGAACCAACAAACAAACAACAAUGCCUCCAAAAGUCGAGGAUUUCUUGUCUGUGGCAAAACAAGCGGAGCAACUUCGAAAGGACGGCAACAAUUACUUCAAGAAACAGCGUUUUGGAGCUGCCAUUGAUGCUUACACUGAGGCGAUUGCACUGUGCCCCGAUGUUCCGGUGUAUUGGACCAACCGUGCUCUCUGUCAUCUCAAGCGCAGUAAUUGGACCAGAGUAGAGGAAGACUCUCGUGAAGCUAUCAAGCUUGACAGCAAUUUGGUUAAGGCCCACUAUUUGUUAGGUCUUGCAUUGGUAGAGAGACAAGAGUUUGCUAGAGGAAUCUUAGAAUUGAAGAAGGCUUUGGAUCUUGAUAGAGGUUCCCAUCCUAAGGGCCAAAUGGUAGAGGAAAUAUGGCAAGAGCUUGCAAAAGCAAAAUACCUAGAGUGGGAACAUUCAUAUGUUAAGCGAUCAUGGGAACUACAGAGCUUGAAAGAAGCUUGUGAGGAUGCUCUAAAGGAAAAACAUUUUCUCGAAGUCCCCCACACGGAAGGAUCUGUAGAAGAUGAUACUACCCAUUUAGAACAGUUAGAGGCUUUAGGAAGAGUGUUUGAUAAAGUUGCAGAACAAGACAUGCCUACUGAGGUGCCAGAUUAUCUGUGCUGUAGAAUCUCACUUGAUAUUUUCUGUGAUCCUGUGAUUACCCCAAGUGGACUUACAUACGAGAAGACAGUGAUUAUUGACCAUCUUGAGAAGGUGGGUAAGUUUGAUCCAGUGACUCGAGAACCUCUUGAUCCAUCACAGCUAAUACCAAACCUAGCAAUAAAGCAAGCAGUUGAGGCAUUCUUGGAUAAACAUGGGUGGGCAUACAAAGAUAUAUUAACCAAAAGCUUUUAAUAGUUUGUUUUGGGUUUGUUGUUCUUCUCCUUCACUUCUUUAUAUAGAAUAGUAGCCAAUGUAAGUGGGUCUUUAUCUCCUGUGGGACACUAAUGCUAUCUUUGGAUGUUGAUAAAGAAAUUGCGUUGGUGGAAAUUGAGUAUAAUGAAAAGAGUUAUGGUAGAAAG
This is a messenger RNA of Vigna angularis (adzuki bean), 1245 nucleotides long. Its product is annotated as E3 ubiquitin-protein ligase CHIP. The record is from RefSeq and is a predicted model, not a curated record. Gene Ontology annotation, biological process: positive regulation of proteolysis; protein polyubiquitination; cellular response to misfolded protein. Gene Ontology annotation, molecular function: protein-folding chaperone binding; ubiquitin protein ligase activity. Lineage: Eukaryota; Viridiplantae; Streptophyta; Magnoliopsida; Fabales; Fabaceae. The transcript has 8 exons. Gene Ontology annotation, cellular component: cytoplasm. The coding region runs from base 218 to 1078 and encodes 286 amino acids.